Molecule: messenger RNA, 3388 nt
Organism: Pantherophis guttatus
Lineage: Eukaryota; Metazoa; Chordata; Lepidosauria; Squamata; Colubridae
Source: RefSeq, a predicted model, not a curated record
AUGCAGAGCGUCGAGGACCGAGUGACAGACCUCUCUGUUCUGACUAUGGCCCAGGAAGAGGAGCUGGGACAGCAGCUGCAGGAAAGUAGCUUGGAUCAGCCACAAGAGAUCCUUCACCUUCCAAAUAUCCGCACCUUAAUGGCUCACUCCCAGGCCAGCAACAACCAUUUGCAAAAGGAAUUCUUCUCCCUAAAGAUCAGGAACUGCCCUCUCUUCAACGCUGUCCCCCUCCCCCAUAUUGGUAAAAAAGUCCUGCCCAACCUGAGCCAGGUGACCAACGGAGUCGUGUCUUCCAAGGAGUCCCUCAACCUGCAUUUCCUACCAGAAAACCAGCUCUUGGAGAAGAUCUUCAGGUACUUCGAUAGCACCUCGGUAACAGGUUGGCAAGAGAAGGCUCAAGGGGUCCUUAGCGAGCUGGGCAAGUGGAGCUCCUCCAGGGAAAACUUUGUACAAUUUGCACACUUCUGGCUGUCUGAACUCCAAAACGACCAGAAGCAACAGUUGUUGGAACUGGAACUGGGGGUGAUCGAAGAUGACGUCCAUCUUGCGUUCCUAGAAGGAUUGGACUCCAAGGGCCUUCAGCCUUCCGAGUUGAGUUCCAUCUUGUUGGUUGCCCUGAGCGAAUAUCCAAUGGGGCUGGCCAGCCAUCAGCACCCCUACAUUUUCCUAGAUUACUUGAACCUCAUGUCUUCGCCCAACACAUCCGGAUACAGGGAAAUGCUUUCCAACAUCCAGUAUCCGAGCAAAAAUCCUCAGAUCACUCAGUGGCUGCUCGCUAUACGAGAAUUUGCCCUUGCGAAUCUCUGGCACGCUAUGGUCAAGUUCUAUAAGGCGUUGGUCAGUACCCAACUCUCUUGUGAAGCAGCCAUCAAGAGUCCUAGUCCUGCUCCCAAACAAGAAACUAGUGAAGUCAUGAAAGAAAGAGCUCUGCAGGCCGUCCAGUGGGGAUACGCCGAUGUUUUGGAUUAUCUGGUCAGAAGCCAGAAGCUGGACCUGAGCAUCGUGGAUGAAAAAAACCGAAAUCUUUUAUUUCUGGCCACAAUCUAUGACCAGUCUAAGAUUCUGGAGUUUCUUUCUUUCUUUCUUUCUUUCUUUCUUUCUUUCUUUCUUUCUUUCUUUCUUUCUUUCUUUCUUUCUUUCUUAUCAGUGCCUGAUGAUCUGUCUGCAGAGGAGAAAGAGGAACUGCUAAACAUCCGCCGUAGAAAGAAAGAACUCAUCGAUGAUAUUGAGCGGUUAAAAUUUGAGAUUGCCGAAGUUAUGACGGAGAUCGAUCACCUGACCAGCGUCGAGGAAAGCAAAGCUACCCAAAGGAAUAAGCAGGUUGCAAUGGGAAGGAAAAAAUUUAACAUGGAUCCCAAGAAGGGAAUUCAGUUUCUCAUUGAAAAUGAUCUCCUGCAGAACACGCCGGAAGACAUCGCUCAGUUCCUGUAUAAAGGGGAGGGGCUUAAUAAAACCGUUAUUGGCGAUUAUCUCGGUGAAAGGGAUGACUUUAAUAUUAAAGUACUUCAGGCUUUUGUUGAACUCCAUGAGUUUGUGGAUCUCAAUCUCGUCCAAGCGUUACGGCAAUUCCUGUGGAGUUUUAGGCUGCCGGGGGAAGCUCAAAAAAUCGAUCGCAUGAUGGAGGCGUUUGCUUCGCGCUACUGCCUUUGCAACCCUGGGGUCUUCCAGUCUACAGAUACCUGCUACGUCCUCUCCUUUGCAAUCAUCAUGUUGAACACCAGUCUGCACAACCACAAUGUGAGAGACAAGCCAACAGCGGAGAGGUUUAUAUCGAUGAACAGAGGGAUUAACGAGGGAGGAGACCUGCCGGAAGAAUUGCUACGGAAUUUAUACGAAAGCAUUAAAAACGAGCCCUUUAAGAUCCCAGAAGACGAUGGGAACGAUUUAACUCAUACCUUUUUUAAUCCAGAUCGAGAAGGCUGGCUCCUGAAAUUAGGUGGACGGGUGAAAACGUGGAAAAGGAGAUGGUUUAUACUGACGGAUAACUGCCUCUAUUAUUUUGAAUACACAACAGACAAAGAACCGAGAGGAAUCAUUCCAUUGGAAAACCUCAGCAUCAAGGAAGUUGAGGAUCCAAGAAAACCAAAUUGCUUUGAGCUGUACAACCCCAGCCACAAAGGACAGGUGAUCAAAGCAUGCAAGACGGAAGCCGAUGGCCGGGUGGUCGAGGGCAACCAUGUGGUGUACAGGAUAUCGGCUCCCACGCCUGAAGAAAAAGAAGAGUGGAUUAAAUCCAUCAAGGCAAGCAUCAGCAAGGAUCCUUUUUAUGACAUGCUGGCCACUCGGAAGAGACGGAUUGCUAAUAAGAAGUAACGCUGAGGAAGGACUCUCACCAUCCCUUGUGUCCAGUGCGGAGGAAACCUGUCUCAUCCCAACAAACUUGUGUCUUUGCUGUGUGGUGGAACCACAACUGAGCUGGACAUUUCUUGUUCCUCUUUACUACUUGUUGGGGAUUGUGAUUCGUCGGUGUCCUGUCCUUCCUGGUAGAGGGAGAUCUUUUCCUCUGUGUCUUUACGAGCUUACAUCCAGAGCUUACAUCCAGAGUUUACAUCCGGAGCUUACAUCCGGAGCUUACAUCCGGAGCUUACAACCAGACUGUUGUGUGUAGCGUUGAACCCUACUGAUGUGGCUUUUUGUGAGAUCACAUUUCUCUCUCCUCUGCAAGAUGGUCAUGCUUGAAAAAGCUUUCCAGGAAGUUGCUUUUCUCCCCCAACUGGUAUUCCUCUCCCCCCUCCCGUUUGUUUCUCUUGGGUUUUUAGCGCAGUCCUCCAUAUUGUCUUCUCCAAGAGGUUCUCACUCUGCUUCCAGAAAACUGGAUUGAAGGGAUCCCCGAUCCUUGCUCAAAAAAAAGAAAAGAAAAAAAAGAAAAGAAAAGAUAGCUGUUUGCUGGCAGGUGAGGGGGAAAAUGACACCCUGAGCAUCACACCAUUGCUGUGAAAGUUGUGCCCCUUGUGCACAUGUCCACAUCAGAGAGGAAGGACGUGUGUUGUGGUCUUCAAGAAACUAUAGGCGGUGUGAAUCCACCUCUGAAGGAGCAUAAAGCCACAAGUAAAAAAAUGGUUGAUCUGAGGGCAGGACAAGAAGCCAUGGGUGGAAACUAAUCAAGGAGAGAAGCAACUUAGAACUAAGGAGGAAUUUCCUGACAGUGAGAACAAUUAAUCAGUGGAACAACUUGCCACCAGAAGUUGUAAACGCUCCAACACUGGAGGUUUUUAAGAAGAGGUUGGAUAACCAUUUGUCUGAAGUGGUGUAGGGUUUCCUGCCUGGGCAGGGGGUUGGACUAGAAGACCUCUAAAGUCUCUUCUCUUCUCUUCUCUUCUCUUCUCUUCUCUCUUUCCUCUCCUCUCUCCUCUCCUCUCCUCUCCUCUCCUCUCCUCUCCUCUCCUCU